Molecule: messenger RNA, 1714 nt
Organism: Xenopus tropicalis (tropical clawed frog)
Lineage: Eukaryota; Metazoa; Chordata; Amphibia; Anura; Pipidae
Gene: shpk
Product: sedoheptulokinase
Exons: 7
Coding region: 249-1475 (408 amino acids)
Biological process (GO): cellular response to lipopolysaccharide; pentose-phosphate shunt; carbohydrate metabolic process
Cellular component (GO): cytoplasm
Molecular function (GO): kinase activity; sedoheptulokinase activity
Source: RefSeq, a predicted model, not a curated record
ACGGACAGAGAGAAAAGGCUGUGCUGGAUUUGACUGGAGGCACUAUCGCAAGUCAGGGAGCAGGAGGGGUGCUAGGAAGGAAGGUGAGAAAAGACCUGGAUCAGUCCUGUGAGCCUCCUGUCAAAUCCAGCUAUGAAUUAUAACAGCACAAUCUUUUCUGUUCCAGCUCCUCCACUAAAUAUUUUUUUAUCUGUUGCCAGCCCCAUCACACUACUUUUUUGGGGAAAGAACAGGAUGUCAUCCAGAUAAUGAGAGCCCUAAAUGAUUGUGUGACUUCACUACCCAGGGAAAGUCUUAAAAAAGUUACACGCAUUGGAGUAUCUGGACAAAUGCAUGGAGUCAUAUUCUGGAAAAAAAACCAAGGCUGUCACUGGAUAAACAGCGGUAAUCUGCGAGUGUUUGAACCGAGAGACACCAGUUACCUUAUUACCUGGGAAGAUGGACGAUGCAAUACAGACUUUUUGGCUUCAUUACCUCAACCACAAUCCCAUCUCUCUCUGGCAACAGGCUUUGGCUGUGCAACUAUAUUCUGGUAUUUGAGGAACAGGCCAGAUUUCCUUGAUUCAUAUGAUGCUGCUGGCACCAUUCAAGACUAUGUGGUUGCUAUGUUAUGUGGCCUACAGAGACCUCAGAUGUCGGUUCACAAUGCCACCAGCUGGGGCUAUUUUAGCACCAGAUCUAAAACAUGGAAUAUUGACAUAUUGCGUGGAUCUGGAUUUCCGGUGCAUCUACUUCCUGCAGUUGUUAAUGCUGGGUGUGUGGCAGGAAAAACAUCGUAUGAGUGGUGUGGCAUUUGCCAGGGGACAGAGGUGGGAAUUGCUCUGGGAGACUUUCAGUGUUCUGUAUAUUCAUCUGCCACAGAGAGUACAGAUGCAGUCCUCAACAUAAGCACCUCUGCCCAGCUGACCUUCUCCAUGCCAGAUGGUUUCCAGCCUGAAGAGAGCCCCAACCCUGGAGAACCUGUGGCUUAUUUCCCAUACUUUAAUGACCAUUACUUGGCUGUUGCUGCAUCAUUGAAUGGAGGGAAUGUUCUUGCAUCAUUCAUCACAUUGCUAUCAGACUGGAUUGCUGAAUUAGGACUUGCUAUUCCUUCUUCUGCCUCAUUGUAUACCCGGGUGAUUGCCGCUGGUUUGUCUCAGCAUGAAACCCAUCUUACAAUUGACCCUACAUUGUUUGGUGAGAGACAUACACCUGAUAGGCUGGCAUCUGUAUCAAACAUUACAGCGGCAGAGCUUUCAUUGGGCCACGCGACUAGGGCACUCUGCCAUGGCAUAGUUCAGAACCUGCAUUCCAUGUUACCCUCCAGUAGACUUCAGGAAUCUGGCGUUAGGAGGAUUAUUGGAAGUGGCAGUGCAUUGUCCCGGAAUGAUGUGUUAAGGCAGGAAGUGGAAAAAAUCUUCCCAUUUCCUGUUCUAUAUGGAAAAGAUACGGAUUCAGCUUUAGGUGCUGCUAUGGUAAUGGUAAAGCAGUGGUGAGGAAAGCCUCACUGUGUUCUUUCCUGAUCAUUAUACACCCCGAUUUCAAUUUGUAGAAUUAAUAUCUAUGUUGAUCGGGAAGAAUAUAUCUCUGUGGGCUUAGCCCUGCUUCAAGAAAUACAUAACAAUACAUGCAAUUAUCUUAAUUGUAUUAAAAUGUGGCUACACCGUGAAAAUGUACCAGUAUUUUAGACAACACUAUGGAAAACUAUUCCUUAUUAAAAAUGAACUGUUACUUU